This is a messenger RNA of Echinostoma caproni, 672 nucleotides long. Lineage: Eukaryota; Metazoa; Platyhelminthes; Trematoda; Plagiorchiida; Echinostomatidae. The record is from the annotation of a GenBank genome assembly.
AUAUCAGCUGAAAUGAUUCCGUGCGAGCCACGCAUUUGUUCCACACGGAAUUCACCCAAUACUAGCACCGCUCCACAUGUGGUACGGAGUUCCCAGUUCUUAGCCAACCUUAUCUCCAUUAAACCAACGAUACCUCACUUGCUCACCAAUCUAUCAUACAUAUUUCUUCGAUUAUCUUCAGAUAUUUGUAAUCUUCGAAUCAAUCCCGGACCGUGUUUGGCCAUCCAUUAUCGAUGGGGCUGGGACAAUCGUCGUAGACAAUGCAUCCGGUUCCGUUACGGCGGCUGUGGUGGAAACCCGAACCGUUUCCCAAGCAAACUGGGAUGUGAACUGGCCUGUCGAUAUCUCUGGUAUGAAAACGAAAAUUAUUGGGAAAAUGCCAAUAAGAGCUUUGCGUGGGCCUACAUUAGUGGAUAUUAUAGUCCGUACUUAAGACAAGUUCAAAGUUUUAUAAUGAUUAUCCGUUUAACGAACCCACUUCGAAAAAUUUUGCGUAUAUCUUAUACGAGUCAAGCGUUGUCCCCUUGUCAUAAUCGUUUGAACAUUUUCAACUUCAAAUUUUUCAAUUGGCGCAUAGCUGCGCAACUGAUUCUUCUGUUAUGCAAUUUUCGGUGUUGUCUAGUUUCACAUCCAACCAUACAGGACCUUUUGACACAUUUUUCACACUACUAA